GUCGUAGUAGGAUAAUCAAAAUGUAAUUUAAAAUCUAAUACAUGUGAAUUUAACGUUUCGCACUGAAGAGUGAUUCUCAAUCGCAGUAAAAUUACAGAGUUUGAUGAAAUGAAGCUUUAGAUUACUCAAAUUGUGACACUGCCAUACCUUGACAUGGUAGUUUCAGAAACCCUUCGCAAGCAUCCACCGCUAGGAUUUCUGGAUCGAGUCGCAUCGACCGACUAUAAAGUCCCCAAUUCUGAUUUGGUGAUUGAGAAAGGUACUCCAGUGUACAUUUCUAUGACAGGGAUGCACUAUGACCCAGAAUAUUUCCCUGAACCGGAGAAAUUCGAUCCCAUGAGAUUCAGUGACGAAGUGAAGAAAACGAGGCCAGCUUACACUUACUUCCCCUUCGGCGAAGGACCGCACAUCUGUAUCGGUACCAUUAUUUAUUAUAGAACCAUAAUGUAUUCUGUUUCAGGACUCCGAUUGGGUCUCAUGCAAUCAAAGCUUGGCUUAAUCCAAAUUCUGAGCAAAUACGAGGUGUCUCCUUGCAAAGAAACGACUAUUCCGUUGGCUUUGAACCCAAAAGCAAUAUUUACCACAUCGUUAGACGAUAUACCCUUGCACGUUCGGAAGAUUAAUUAAUUCAGUAGCUGCUUCAAUCGUCUGUGAUAUCGAUAGUUGUGCAGAAUUCGAAUGCUACAGUUUUCAUAAAAUUGAUACGUGUCCUAGAAAUCGAUAUUUUGAACAGUCUUUUGCUAGAAACAAGAAAAUAAUUUGAUUCAUUUAUGAAUACUUCAUCUUUAUUAAAAGAAACAAUGAUACUAACUUGUUAUUUUAUUCAUGCAAUAACAUGUUAAAAAUACUGUGUACAGGAUAAUAAUUGGACAAAAAUGAAAAAUAUAAAAAUUAAAGAAUCGAAA
This is a messenger RNA of Nomia melanderi (Alkali bee), 905 nucleotides long. NCBI's taxonomy places the organism in Eukaryota, Metazoa, Arthropoda, Insecta, Hymenoptera, Halictidae. The record is from RefSeq and is a predicted model, not a curated record.